CGUUGAGUAUUUCUCAUCCGGUCUUUUUUUCUGACAAGCUUUUGUUUUACUUCCUGUCUGUUGUCUUCUGGCCAAUCAGCGCUCAGCGUCAGCGCGUUUAGCAUUUCGCCCUUUGAACCGUAAUCGCAUUGUGAUCAUCAAACAUGGCUGCGGUAGAUUUUGGAGACACUGAACUCUUCGAGCAGUUCGAGGAGAAAGUGCCAGUCGCUAAACACAUUCGAAUGACACAUAAUGAUAAAGACGAUGAUGAUGAUGAUGAUGACGACGAAGAGGGUUCAGAUCAACUUCGACAGUCAUUAGAAGAGUGCGAAAAGAGAAUACAACGUCUGAAUGCAGAGAAUGAGGAAUUGAAGAGAAAGUUAAAUAUAUUAAGUCGUCCUAUGGGUAUAACAAUUGAAAAUUCCAAAACCGAUGGGCCACUGUGCCAAGUUCUUUUUGGAAACAAUAGCAUUUUCAAGCAACAUCGGCAAGAGAUUGAAGACUUCAUCUUCCAUCUUGUUCAGAAACACCUACAUGAGCAGAACAAUGAUCCAGACAGCUCUGCUCUUCAUGUCAACCCACAUUGUUCAAGUUUUGUCAUGGAGGAGAGUUACAAAACGAAGGCUUCCUGUAGCUCCAAACAUAUCAAAGAUGCUUUCAGUAUGAUUGGGAGUGUUUUGUACUUCACCAACUUCUGCGUUGACAAACUUGGCCAACCGCUGCUGAAUGAAAACCCCCAACUUACUGAAGGAUGGGAAGUUCCCAAAUACCAGCAGGUCUUUGGCCAGGUCAUUGCCUUUGAAGGCCAAGAGGUGCAAAUAAAGGAGAAAAGACCGAGACCAUGCUGUUUUAACUGUGGUUCUGUGGACCAUCAGCUGCGAGACUGUCCAGAGCCUAAAGAUAUGGCUCGUAUCAAUGAGAAGAGGAGGGAGUUCUCACAGAACAACAAUCAGAGCAACCAGCGGUACCAUGCAGAAGAGGUCGAGGAGCGGUUUGCAAAGUACAAGCCAGGAAAAGUGAGUCAAGAGCUUCUUGAUGCCCUUGGGGUCACAGCAAACACCCUUCCACCAUUCAUCUACCGCAUGAGGGAGCUGGGCUACCCGCCUGGCUGGUUAAAAGAAGCAGAGAUGGAAAACUCUGGUUUAAUGCUCUAUGAUGGCAAGGGAACAAAUGAUGGUGAGCAUUCUGAAGAUGAAGAAAACCUCAGUCAAAAGAUAUCAUAUGAUAUCUCCCAGCUGGUUGAUUUUCCUGGAUUCAAUGUCAAUCCACCACCCAACAUAAGGGAUGACUUCAGGUCUUUUGGAUCCAUUCCCAUGCAGCCACAGCACUGGAAACAAAAUUUUGUUGCUUUUUUGAGCAAUACCUUUCCAGAGCCUGGCUCUAACUGCAAUAAGAGACGUCAUGAGUCUGAAUCGACACCUGAGCAGACAAAGAAAUCAAGAUCCAGUUCAGACCCACGCCAUGGUUCUGAUAUGGAGAUAGAGUCAGAUCAUGACACACCUCAAAAUAGACCUGAUGGAUUCCAGUUCCAACCACCACUCCCUCCUGGUUCUUCACCUGUAGGUGUUCCUCCACCCCUACCACUGGGAACGCCUCCCGCCACACCCACCCCACCUCCACUCCCUAAAGGUACUCCACCUGCUACUCCGCCCACAAAUUAUUCUCCAUCUAGUCAAUUGAGAGGCAUGGCUGAGGGGGAGGAAUCAGAAGAUGGGCUAACCCUAGAAGAACUUGAGGAGCAGCAAAGACUACUUUGGGCAGCCCUCGAGAAGGCAGAUACUGCAACUAACAGCGAUUCUGAUGCUGGAGCAUCCGGGACCCCUGUUCCAAUCCCCAGUAUUUGCACUCCUGUCAGGCCUGAUGCAGAAGAGGAAGAACAACAGGUUAAGAUAGAGAACUUGAGUCAUGCAUAUGAAAUCAUGAGCACACCUGCUUCACCCAUUGCAGUGUCAGAGGCCAGUGUUUGUGAGGAUGAGACAGGGAAAAUAGAUGAAACAAAUAGUGAUGGAGAUGUAAAACAUUCGAUAAAUGAAAACGUGAUCAAUUUGCAAGCAGACAUGAGUGACAUUAUUGUCCUGGAUGAAAUUUAUGAGGAAAAUGAUGAUCAAGAUGCAUCUAAUAUCACUGAAGCCACUCCACAAACUAGCACACAAGAGUCAAAUGCUCCAGCAGAGAACACAGUGGAACCUGAGAUAAAUAAAGUAACUUUCGUUCCGCACCGUAGCAAAUUUGCUGCAGGAAUAAUUCCUUUUGAGGACACGCCUGAGUUUACAGAGGUCGCUGAAGCAACAGGGGUUUACCUCAAGAUUCGAGAUCUUCUCAAAUGCUCCCCAAGAAAUCAGGCCAAAAACAAAAAAUAAUUGAAGAUGUUUGUUUUUACUGCCAACUUGUGGCCCACAAACCCUUUUUUCUUACUGUUGUCCAGUCAGUUUAUAUGUAGUGUAACUUUGGUGAUCUGUUUCUUUUUUUAUGGGUUAUCAAUAGUGUGAUUUUGAAAAAAAAAAAACAGAUUGGCAGAUUGGAUCUUUAUGUACCUGGACAUUAACUGGCUUUUUUACUUCAGAUUUACUGUGCUGUAGAUUUUUUUUAUUUUCCCUGUUGAGUUAUUUAGUUAUUUUUGCUACAUCUUGUGGCAUGCUCGGUUGUAUGCCUAGCACAGUUCAUUUGUGUAAUUUAUUAUUAAUAUCUUUCAUCUUAAAUAAUUUCUUAAAGAUUCUGACCGUUUAUAAUGGUGUCCACCUCACUGAAUUAAAUUUUUUAACUAGAGAAUGGUAGUAAAAGCAAAUGAUUUCACUUUUAAUAUUUCAAUAUAAAGUUGUUGCUCCCUGCCACCAUACAGCCAGGCCCAGGUGAUUUUUUUUUCUACAGUUUUCACUAGGGAUGUGUGUGAAAGUGGUCGACUAAACGGUUCUGAUGCUGCUAGUCAACUCUGGAAUUACUAGUCAGUUAAUAUUUUGUCCCAUUAAAAUGCUGAACAUUUUUAACUCAUUUACGUUUGGCUUUAUAUUUUACAAAUUCUGUGCUUAAAGUGAUGUUCAUGUUACACAUUUAAAUAUAACUAUACAAAUACUAUUUAAAAACGUCUAUAUCUGGAGCAGAUACAAAGUUUAAUUUCACCUCGCAGUGUAGAAAAAUGUUCUUUCACUGGACAAGCAAAGUAGCUAUGAAAUCAAUUCGGUGGUGGUGCGGAAAGUGGAUUUCCAAAACGUUGACGAAAGUCCCUAUGGAUGUUUUCACAUUUGAGUCUUCUGUAAAUCUGUGCAUGCUUGUAAGUUAUUUUCCUGCUGAGUGGGCUUUUUCAAGUGCAGGAUAAUUGCCUCAGGUGAGUCAGGUCUGUCUUUCACAAGACCAUGUUGACAUGUUAAUUUUGCAAAAAUGUAUGAUUUUAAGUAGCCUAGAAAAUGACUGUUUUAACCUGUAAUGCCAUUUUUUCGUAUAUGACAUUUGCACCCCGAUGUAAAUGGCAUCUACCACACAAUGCAAGGUGUUGCUGCAGUGGCGUGGGUUGUAAGGACGUUGUGAAUGUGUACUGUUGUCUUGGCGACCACGGUUUGGAUCCUCAUUUUGUCCCACUCUUUUUCCCAUCUGAUUUCCUGUUUCCACUCUUAAUAUUUCCUUUACAAAACAAUCAUGUAAAUGUUGAUUUCAUCACAGUGGUUUGGCCACGGUGAAUGUCGAGGGUACAGAGAAGGGUUUAAUCCAGAGGCGGGGUCUUUUGAUCGCAUUCAUUCCCGUGGCUAGGCAGCUUGUGUGUAGAUUGCAUCAUACUGUAGUAAUAUUGUAGAAAACAUUUUUUUUUUUUCACAAAAACAUUUGUCUUAAGAUGGUUAUUUAUAUCUUCAGCUUUAGUGUGUAAAUAAGAAAUAUAAAUUUUAGUCUCCCAAGCAUUCCUUUUGCAAAAUGAAUAGAAGAGAAGAACAGGGAGCUCUGCAGUAGAUGGCUGUCCCUCUGUGCAUUGACACCAUACUCUCAAAACGGUUAUGCCCAACUACUGUCAUGGAAUAUCUUUGAAGAAUAUCUCUAAGAUGCAAGAAAACUCUUGAGUCCAGGGUUCCACAUGCCAAAGUAGAAGUUUAUUGUGUCAAUAAAACAACCUUGAGAAAGGUCAGCUGUCCAUUCUGAAUACACAAU
Xyrauchen texanus (razorback sucker) is the source of this 4110-nucleotide messenger RNA. RefSeq names its product zinc finger CCHC domain-containing protein 8-like. Gene Ontology annotation, cellular component: catalytic step 2 spliceosome. The record is from RefSeq and is a predicted model, not a curated record. Gene Ontology annotation, molecular function: zinc ion binding; RNA binding. Lineage: Eukaryota; Metazoa; Chordata; Actinopteri; Cypriniformes; Catostomidae.